GAGCUGCUGGGAGUCACAGCAGAGCGAGGGGCCUAACUGAGGAGCGAUCCACUGCAGAGAAGCAUCACCAUGGGGAACUGCGCCGAUUGUCUGACCAAUUUUUUCUGCCACUCAAAGAACACCAAUGUUCGUGUGAGUCUGCCGGCUGUCUGCUUCGUCUGGCAGAUUGCUAUGAUCAUUCUGUUUGGAGUUUUCAUCCGGUAUGAUGAGGAGUCGGACGCACACUGGGUAGAGUUCAGAAGGGAAAACAACAUCACCAGCGACAUCGAAAAUGACUUCUACUUCAGAUAUCCCAGCUUCCAGGACGUCCAUGUCAUGAUCUUCGUUGGGUUUGGUUUCCUCAUGACCUUCCUGAAACGCUACAGCUUUGGUGGUGUGGGAUUCAACUUCCUGAUCGCCGCCUUUGGUCUGCAGUGGGCUCUUCUCAUGCAGGGCUGGUUCCACGCCCUCAACCCAGAGACUGGAAAAAUCACCAUCGGUGUAGAGAGUCUGAUCAACGCAGACUUCUGCUGUGCCGGCUCUCUAAUCGCCUAUGGUGCCCUCCUGGGAAAAGUAAGCCCCGUCCAGCUGCUCGUUGUCACCUUGUUUGGCGUCACACUCUUUGCUGUUGAGGAGUACAUCAUCCUAGACCUCCUUCACUGCAGAGACGCUGGUGGCUCCAUGGUCAUUCACGCCUUCGGAGGGUACUAUGGUUUGGCCAUCUCCUGGGUCCUGUACCGACCAAACCUACACCAAAGCAAGCGCCUCAAUGGGUCUGUCUACCACUCGGAUGUGUUUGCCAUGAUUGGUACUCUGUUCCUGUGGAUGUUCUGGCCCAGUUUCAACUCCGCCAUCACAGACCACGGCGACGGACAGCACAGAGCAGCCAUCAACACUUACCUCGCCCUCGCCUCCUCUGUUCUCACCACAGUGGCCAUCUCCAGCAUGUCUCAGAAGAGAGGAAAGCUGGACAUGGUGCACAUCCAGAAUGCCACCCUGGCAGGUGGUGUCGCCAUGGGAACAGCGGCAGAGUUCAUGAUCACUCCAUACGGCUCACUUAUUGUGGGUUUCUGCACUGGCAUCAUCUCCACCUUUGGCUACCUAUUUGUGACGCCUUUCUUGGAGAAACACUUAAAGCUCCAGGACACUUGUGGAGUUCACAACCUGCACGCCGUGCCCGGGAUGCUCGGUGGCUUCAUUGGCGCCAUUGUUGCUGCAGCCGCCGAUGAAAGUGUCUACAGCAGAGAGGGGUUGAUCAACACAUUUGACUUCGAAGGCGAGUUUGCUAACAGAUCGGUAGGAACACAGGGAGGCUUCCAGGCAGCUGGUACAUGUGUGGCCAUCGCGUUUGGGCUUGUUGGAGGAGGAAUUGUCGGUUUUAUCCUGAGGUUCCCCAUCUGGGGCGACCCUGCUGAUGACAACUGCUAUGAUGAUGAAGUUUACUGGGAGGUUCCUGAGGAUGAGGAGGCCAUCCCUCCUGUCUUGGAGUACAACAACCACAUGAUCCACAAACACCAGGACAUAUCUGAGUCAAACUUCUCUGUGGAGCAGAGUUAGACCCUCACAGUGGACGAUCAUGCUUUGAUAUCACUUUGAACUUGAUACAGCUGUGAAACAACAUUAAUUUAUGAAGGAGCAACCAUUGUUUGGGUGUAUUCUGUCUUGUUCAUGCCUGAUACAUUUUUCUGGCACCUGUGUCAAUGAUUGGAAGAUUAAGAUGAUAAUUACAAAAUAAUGUAACAUUUACUCUGAAUUCAACUGCAUUUACUUUCUCUUUUUGGAAGAAACAUACUUAAUAAUUUGCAGAUGCUUAAUGACUGGAACGUGUCAGGUCCUGAAUCCAGGCAGUGUGAUGUGAAGUCACAGACACUUUGUUUAUGUCUAUAAUGCAUAGAACUACAUUUUGUUUGAAAAAGCAUCAUAAUACUCGUUUGUCUUUACCAUAGAAGGCUUUGAAUUAUAUUAUGCACUGCCUUUUGAUUGCAGAUAUUGCCGUUGAUGAAGUUUGCCAUUUUAGUUCUCAUAAAUGAAGAAGUAUAUUGAAAUGAAUCAAUUUAGUUAUGUUUGUAAAAAAAAAAGAGGUGUUAAGUCAAGAAUCAAA
Acanthopagrus latus (yellowfin seabream) is the source of this 2080-nucleotide messenger RNA. RefSeq names its product Rh family, C glycoprotein a (gene rhcga). Gene Ontology annotation, biological process: ammonium homeostasis; ammonium transmembrane transport. The record is from RefSeq and is a predicted model, not a curated record. NCBI's taxonomy places the organism in Eukaryota, Metazoa, Chordata, Actinopteri, Spariformes, Sparidae. The coding region runs from base 70 to 1536 and encodes 488 amino acids. Gene Ontology annotation, cellular component: plasma membrane. Gene Ontology annotation, molecular function: ammonium channel activity. The transcript is spliced from 11 exons.